UGAUCGUGCGCUCUUGACGGUCUGAGGUGCGCAGAGCGUUCAUCAGCAGCUCAGUGCAGUCGAGCAGAGAUGGAGGGAGAGCUGACCGGCUGUGAGCUCGUGUAAAGCGGACAGAGGAAGCAGCAGACGCCGGGAGGAACCAUGUUCUACCCGGAGAACGAGUGACCUUCCUCCCUGCAGCACCAGGACCGACUCGGAGGAACCAUGGAUCCAGUCCUGCAUUGAGCCUCUCCUUGGUGGGUUGGCAUGGCCCAGUGAUGAACGGAGCGGUGGUGCCUGGUAGCCCGGAGCUCUCCUCCUCGUGCCCACUGCCUGACUGGCGAGAGUUCUGUGAGCUCCAUGCUCGAGCCUCUGCUGCAGACUUUGCUGACAAGUUCCAGCGCUUUCUGUCAGAGAACCCGUGCUACGACUCGCCCGGUGCCGAUGCCAGCUUCUCACAGCACUUUGCCCACCACUUCCUGGAGUGCUUCUCUGCAGCGUUGACCCAGGCCCGGGAGAACCAGGCGUCCUCUCCAGGGGAGGACGGCUCCAACGCGGCACCCAAGUACAGCAUCGUUCCUUUCCUGGGAAUCCAGGGUUGCCCACUGUCCUACGGACACGACCUCUACCAGAGACGCAAGGACGCCGGGGCUUCAAGUGAAUCCCUGGACAGCAUGGACAGCGGAGGGGGAGGGAUAGAUGGGCGAGGCAGCGGCAGCACGGCCUCCCGAGGCCCCCAGACGACUCACAAGGUGUCGGCUCUGGGACAGUCCCGCAGCUCCGAGGACGUGUCGGUCAGCCACCCGAAGGCUCGCUUCAAGAAGGGCUUCUCUCUGAGGAACAUGAGCCUGUGUGUGGUGGACGGGGUGAAGGAGAUGUGGCACAGGCGGGCCUCCCCCGAACCUGACGCUCCCUCUGGGGCCAGGAAGGCCAACGGGGGAGGAGGGGGGGAGGUUGCAGGGGGAGAGAAGUGGUCCCAAAAGCUCCGGCUUCCCAGAGGGUCCCAGGGCCACAAGGCCGAGCUGCUGGAGAUCCAGAGGGAGGGAGCGCUGAGGUACAUGGUGGCCGACGACACAAACUGUAUGGGGGCCGCUCAGUGGCAGAAAUGUCGUCUGCUGCUGAGGAAGACAAAGAAGGAUGAAGGAGGGGAAAGGUUCCUGCUGGAAUUCUAUGUGCCACCCAAGUCCUCAAAGCCCAAAGUGAGCAUCCCUCUGUCAGCCAUCGUGGAGGUGAGGACCACCAUGCCGUUAGAGAUGCCUGACAAGGACAACACCUUUGUUCUCAAGGUGGAAAACGGGGGAGAAUACAUCCUGGAAACCAUCGACUCCCUGCAGAAAAACUCGUGGGUUGCUGACAUCCAGGACUGCAUAGACCCUGGUGACAGCGGCGAUGACAUCGAGCUGGCGUCAUGUCCUCAUGGUCAGGCAUCCAAAGACUGCUCCAUGGUGGCCUCCUGCAGCUGUGAGCUGCUUUCUGAGGGAGUGUAUCGUGCUCCAGAGCGGUCGUGUCCUACGGCAGCAGAGCAUUACAGCGCCCCCUCAGUCCGAUGCAGGGAACCUCCUUUCACCCAGCACCCGUCCCACAUGCCUUUAGAGCGCUUCCUCCAGUCCCCAGAAGCCCAGGGCUCCAACUCCUCUGCAGGUAGUGGUGAGGGAGCAAAAGACUCAGAUGGAGAUGCCAGCUUGGUGGGUUACCCAUGGUUCCACGGUACGCUGUCUCGUGUGCGGGCGGCUCAGCUGGUGCUUGCAGGCGGAGCCAGGAGUCACGGACUCUUUGUGAUUCGUCAAAGCGAGACGCGGCCGGGCGAGUACGUCCUCACCUUCAACUUCCAGGGCAAAGCCAAGCAUUUGCGGUUGUCAGUCAAUGAGAACGGCCAGUGUCACGUCCACCACUUGUGGUUUCACACCGUAUCGGACAUGCUGAGACACUUCCACGCCCAUCCGAUCCCCCUUGAAUCUGGAGGCUCAGCCGACAUCACACUACGCUCCUAUGUACAGGUGCAGCGAAGCUCCACCACAGAUGUGGCUGCGCCUCCAGUCCUCACUCCAUCCAGGGAUGCAGGCUGCCGGACAGAUUCAGCUCCGCCUGCGCUUCACCCUACCGGAAUCGUGACGCCUGCAGGGCCUCCUUCUGAUGCCCCACUUUCCUCAAGCACCUCCUCCUCACCCACCGCCCUCCCCUCCCUCUCCCGCAGUGACCCAGGUACCGGAGGGGUGGGAGGAGGGUUACAGAGCCGGAGCAACAGCUCUGAACGCCUUCUGGAGGCCUCUAGUGGUGCAUCCGAGGACUACCACGAUGCUGAUGGGACUCGCAGGGCCAGAGCUGUGGAGAACCAGUACUCUUUCUACUAAACCACAUCAGGCAGGGUUUGGUCAUGUAUCUGCUGACUGGAUGAGAUUCAGAAAGUUGGAGGUGACAUGUGGUGCUCUGCUGAUGGUGAAAUGGUCCAGAUCACUGGAUCACCCAUCAUUU
Acanthochromis polyacanthus (spiny chromis) is the source of this 2451-nucleotide messenger RNA. Its product is annotated as SH2B adapter protein 2. Gene Ontology annotation, cellular component: plasma membrane. Gene Ontology annotation, biological process: intracellular signal transduction; antigen receptor-mediated signaling pathway. The record is from RefSeq and is a predicted model, not a curated record. Lineage: Eukaryota; Metazoa; Chordata; Actinopteri; Pomacentridae. Gene Ontology annotation, molecular function: transmembrane receptor protein tyrosine kinase adaptor activity.